Molecule: messenger RNA, 387 nt
Organism: Saccostrea cuccullata (small rock oyster)
Lineage: Eukaryota; Metazoa; Mollusca; Bivalvia; Ostreida; Ostreidae
Product: G2/M phase-specific E3 ubiquitin-protein ligase-like
Exons: 2
Coding region: 1-387 (128 amino acids)
Molecular function (GO): ubiquitin-protein transferase activity
Source: RefSeq, a predicted model, not a curated record
AUGUUCACCAACAUCAAACUGACGGCGAUAUCGAUGGAGGAUAUUUUCCGUCCAUGUGUCAGUCCCACCGGAAGUAACCGGAGAACAGUCGAGGACAGACUGGUUGGAUAUUGGCGGGACUUUUUACAAGAUGCAGGGGAGGGAGCCACUGUGGUGACUUUGGAGCACUUAUUGAUUUUUGCAACUGGAAAAAACAGAGUGCCGCCACUCGGACUCAGUCCUUCUCCUGUUCUGUCGUUUCUACACGAAGAGGAGGGGGGAGGAAAGUUCCCCAUUGCUAAUACCUGUGGGAAUGAAUUGAAAAUUCCAAUUCAUCCAUCUUUUGAAAUGUUCAAGGAAAAUAUGGAAUUCGGAAUUUUAAAUGCCCCAAAUUUUGGUCGGGCAUAG